Molecule: messenger RNA, 5892 nt
Organism: Seminavis robusta
Lineage: Eukaryota; Bacillariophyta; Bacillariophyceae; Naviculales; Naviculaceae
Source: the annotation of a GenBank genome assembly
UCCAACAACCACUGGCAACAGCCACUGCAUUCACUUCAUGAAGCUCUCAACUACAAGGUCACACACGAUCUUCUUAUUCUGACGAGCCACAACAAGCCACUGGCCAAUCAACUCUUUGCGUUUCUUCAUCACUAUGCCAAGCAGCAGAUUCUACCAAUCCUCGAAACGACACUCUCUCCGACAACAAAGGAGGACGACGAAAACGUUUUCUUUGUCGAGCAAGAGGUCACACGGUCCAUUCAACAAGCCAUUCAAUGGGCGGGCAUUUUGAAAACUGUUCUGGCGGAUGCACCACCCUCGCUCAUAAUAUUGCAUGACAAUGAUGAUGACAUGCUCGAAUUCUGUGAAUCCUUUCUCCAUCAAAUCAUGACCUGUCGCAUGGUGCCCGUCGAUUCCCUCAGCAACUUGGGCAUGGCGUACAGUCGUGUAGUGUUGCUGCUGAGAAAAAGAAAACAGGUCCAAGACGAGGACCUAGCGCAACUCGUGGACAAUCUCGUGGCCCAACAACUGUCCGAUAUGACCACCAUUGCCAUGAUUCAGGGGCUCGCCGCGACGGCACCAAUCAAGGUCAUGUUGCACACGUCACCGUGUUUCAUGCAGUACUUUCAACGGCUGGCCCAUCAUUCAGACCCAGGAGUACGUCUGGUAGCUCUCAAGGGCAUUCACACAUUAAUCAGUCGAUGUUAUACUCUUUGUAUUGCAACAACCGCAACCACACCAGUGACAACGUCAGAGCUGGAAGCCAUUCAAGACAUGACCGAAGGAACCCUCGAAAUGGUCUUGGCGGCAUGGGAGAACCCACCCAAUCGGAGAUUAGGCAGUGCCAUACAAUCCCUGUUUCAAAAACUGAUUGCAUUGAUGCAAGAGUUGGGACAACAACAGAUAACAACACUCGAGACCACAUCAGCAGCAGACAGUAUUGUCAUGGAAGAUGCCGCCAACAUGACGAAACUAGUCAUGCGACUGCUGGCACAGCCAUCGAAUCGAAGAGGACGGUACAAGGCGUUGGAAACAUUGCUGCCAAUCGUUGGUGCACGGAAAAUCCUUGAAUUUGGUGGGAAAGGGAAACUGAUGGAAGCGCUCUUGGGCGGCAUUGGAGAUCGGAACAGCCACAGCGCGGGGGUGAUUGCGGAUUUAUGGGAAAAGAUACUCUCCGAUUUGCUUUUGGACAUGUUGUUGUUGGACACAGCAGCAGGGGGGUUGGCCAGCGGUGACGACGACAACAAGGGGGGCGAUCCAAAAGUGAGUGAGAAGAAAAAGCCUGGAGGCAUCAAGGAUUUCUCGUCAGAUUUGAUUCAACGAGUGCUCCCCAAGUGGUGGGAUGUGUGGGUUCCCAAUUUGGCAUCAGCGUUGCUUUCGGAAACUGCAUCUCGUCGCAAACAUGUGGCAUCGUUUUGUCUGCCCAGAGUGGUUGCCAUGGUUGGAGGGAGAAAGAGACGCCAAGAAGCGUCGUCAACGUUUGCCUGUCUUUUGAGAACCAUACACAGCACAGCAAUAUCAGAAUCUGGAAGCUCGUCGGGAAGUGUCAUUCUUGCUGCACCUGAUCGAGAAUUGUGGGCCACCCUUGAGGUCAUUAGGCAUGCUCAUAUGGAAAAACUUGUUGACAAUUCACCAGAGAGUGCAAGUCUGAAUGAGAUCAUUCAAGCAAAUAUGACUAUGGAAAAAUUUAGAUCUGCUUUGAAGCAUUCCUACUCUGCAAUCAGGUUGGUCGCUUUUCAAACAAUUCGCGCCGUGGUCAAUGCUCGUGGGAUGAAUGCCAUAUCAACAAUUGAGCAAGAGAUCGAGCUUUGGAAAGAGUCCUUUCCGUAUGCAACGAGCAGUGAUGGGAAGGAGUACAUGUCAAGCUUGAUGCAGUGCUUGAUAGUUUCUUUGGAUCGUAUCGCUAAUGAAGAGUCGGCGUCACUCGCGAAGCAGAAGGAAGAUGACAACUCACCUGAGAACGGCAUGAUUUCGGAACCACGGUUUCUUUCCUUUGCUCGGGACUUUCUCGUUUUCGAAGUGGCUAUGGGGCAAACAGCUUAUCCUGGUUCUAUCUGCGAGAAAGAAAGUUUCGCGAUUGAACUACUUGAGCACAUUACAGAUUUCGCGGCGAGGGAACCAAGGUUUGCCACAAAGAAUGCCGCAAUAUACGAGCGGAAGUGGCGGGCCAGUGAGACGGAAGCUGCAAACCAGAUCUUGGAUGCCCUGUUAAGCCGAGAAUCCUUGGCGACAAUCUUUUCCUUGAUGCACUCCCAGUGGGAUGGGACACGUUCAGCUGCGUAUCGCCUUCUCUUUAGGCUAGUUCUUGUUGGAGAGUCAAAUUGCAUGAGGCUCCCAGUCGAAUUCACAUCAGCGGAAAUUCGGUCGGGUAUGAUGGCUCGAGCUGUCUUCCUCGCUUCCUCGCCGCGUCAGCGCGAAUCGGAUACGGGUGCUCGAGUCCUAGCUUUUCUCUAUUUUUCGCUUGACGAAACUGGAAAGUGGGCUUAUUUGAAGGACAUCGUUGAUCUCCUUGAAACUCGACUGUCAGCCAUGAAAGUCCAACUUGCAAGUCUACUGUCUGGGAAGAUCGACCCUGAGUCUUCACGUCAUGCGACAAGAUUGCCGCUGGCUCACGGACUGAUUCAUUCGUUGCAGCUCAUAAUCUCACAAGUGACGAAUGCAUCAUCAGACAAUGCCUCGGAAGACUCCAAUCCUGAACACCCCGAUCUUUUCGAACGAAUGGCUCAAUUGUUCUGUCAAGCUAUACAGGUUUCGUUGAACGUUGUCGCCGACUUGAAGGAAGGCGCUGUGAUGGAAGGGAUGGAUGAAGACAUAAUCACUGAAACCACCGACGAUUACAGUGACGGCACUCCCUUGAACGUCAACACCGGCGCUAUUGGCGCAAAUGGCACAUUUUCUUUGGUGAAUCCAACAGAGAAAGAAGAGCACGAACGGCGAAUAGCGAUUCAGCGCAUUGUCAUGGGAUCUUGGUUGCUCACGAAGGAAACCUGUGAGGCUCUAGCGACAUUGCUCACUAGUAGUAUAGCAUGGCAUCCUUCGGAUUCGAUUCUCAAGCAAGCUGGUGGGCUUUUGAUCAGCACCUUGAUCUCAUUGAAGCAUGCGGGUGCUGCGUUUGCAGCCUCGAGAGCUUUGCAGCAGAUCGCAGAGUAUUGCUUCAAUUCAAGCGAUAUCCAUGUCGGAAGGCUUCCUUCUCUGUGGGCAAAUCGGCUUCUGGAUGAGAUAUCAUCCGCUGAAAGAGUUCGAGAUUCUACCCUUAGGCGUAGUACAGGCUAUGCCCUGGGAUUUCUGGCAAUCAUGAGAUCCGAAGUUUCGUCUAAUGUCGAUCCGCACAGGCUUUGUCCAUUUAUUCUGGCGAAACUUGUCCAACUUACUAUACCUCCAAGGAAAGAUUUGGAACAUUGUUUUGACAAGCUCAAGUUGCCUCAGGCAAUUCGUUUGUCAUUUGCUUCAGAGAUGGAGCCUGAAGCAAUGAAAGAUGGGACGAGCAACGAUGACUUCGAGAUCCGACGCAGAGUGCACGCACUGAACGUUCUUCGACUAAUUAUUCUUGACGCACCCUUGGCCAGAGAAGUUGGUCCCAUCAUCGGGUCUGCCUUUAUCUGGGGUAUCAUCGGUUACUACGACAGCUCAUGGGCAGUCAGAAACUCCAGCACCAUGGUUUUUGCUGCUUCAAUGUUGCGCACAGUCGAUGCCGACAAGAAUGCCAAAGUUGUAAAUACAACAAGCUCCAAUGCUAUCACAGCAGCGGAGCUCUUUAAGAGCUAUCCCCUCCUGCCCACUUUCUUGACUGCCGUUUUGGUUUCAGAGGCCGACAACACUGCCACAUCUACAAGCGGGAUGUCAACACCACCUGCGUUCCCAAUUCUCUUGCUUCUUUCCAGAAUUCAGCCGAUGUCAAGCUCGGGAAUAGAGUCAAGAGAAUUGACCGAGCCUUUCAUCCCACUUGUCUACAAGAGCUUGCGAGCACGGCAUCUUGCUCUCCGGUCGGCUGCCUCUAGGGCACUCUCCAACUUAUGUUCCGGCUCGCAAGGUCAGUGCGCCUCCUCAGUAGGCUCAAUACUGGAUGAUUGUCACUGGCUCGUCGUUGAUGCGAUCGCGGAGAGAGACUGGAAUGCUGUCCACGGGGGACUUUUGGGCAUCAAACAUUUGUGCGCCAGAUAUCAGGGAGCAAUCGCUGCCCUUCAAGAGUCGGGGUUGUUGCUGUACUUUUCGAAUGUCACGAAAGCUGGCAUGCAGCAACAGCCAUGGCCACCCCUUUGCACUUCAGUUGUUUUGGAAAUACUGGAAGCAGCGCAUGCAUAUGACGCCCCUUGGAACCAGGAGAGGGAAAGCACGUGGCAGCAGUUCAAUAUGUCGUUGGAGAGGCCUAUCUUAAGUGCAGCAGGGGCAUCCGAGCUAGCGAUCACAAACGGAGAGAUUCUUUGCCGUGAGCUCGUACCACGAGUCUGGGAUACAACGUCGUCAGACGAGGACCACGAAAAAGCUAUGUCAACGCUCUUAGGGCUCCUGACAUCCAAAUGCUUGGACGUUCGGUUGUAUGCUUGCAAGGCUUUCAAGAAGUCCAUUUAUGAAAGCAUUGAUUGCUUUGUCGCCCGGAGGCAUGGCGAUUGCUCCACACGAUUGCAGAAGAUCUUGAACACGCUACUCUCUGCGCUCGAGUCAGAGCUAAAUCUCACCGACGAAGGUCAUGCUCACCCUCCGUGCCUUCGAAGGCUUUCGCGUUGUCUGCUCGAGUGCAUUGACGCUUCCGUCAGAAUGAAUUAUUCAUCCAAAGUAGGAUUUUUGACGACGGACCAAGUGAGCAGAGUUUUUGCAGUGGGUCAAGGCCUCCUCACGCAGGACGGUUGGCUCGACAAAGGUUUCCGUCGCGAAACGCCGCUUUCAGGCAACGGUGCAGAGAUCAUCUCCUUCGGCAUCGCAUGGAGCCUUCAGCAGACAUCAGAGGAUCCAUGUUUGAACCACUACCUUAGCAGAAUGAAAGCAUUCGUCACAGUUGUUGGGGAGCUCAACGAUCCGCGUUUGUCAUGGCGCGUCAGGCACAGCGCUGCAGUUUCCGUUCAGAAUAGUACUCUGCUUCAAUGCCAAGGGAUCGGGGAGGAAAUGAAGCAGCUUCAACAUCAAGUGCUUCAGGAGGUUCUGAUCAUGCUACAGGAUCCCGACCCCGAUGUAAGAUCGGCCGCCACCAGCGCCGCACAGGACAUUCUCGACCUCGCCUUGGAUCCAAGCAACCGACAUCCACUUGUGUCGCAACGUGUCCUCGAGGAGACCUAUCAACGCGCCUCAACAAAAGACACACUUUUGCCCCAAACCGAGGAGUACGUUCUUGGUUUGCUUACUGGGAUCCACAAUCGUUGUCAAGGUUUGGACGCAAAGAUUGAAACUGUCCUGCGCGAGCUCAAACACACAGAAGCUUCGGUUGAACUGGACCAGCUGAUCAACGCAGGAACGGAAAGAAAGAUCUUUGAAGACGAAGGCGUCAACGAUCACGAAGAACCCCUUUUGGCCAACCAGCUAGCGAUACACAGCAUUCUUCACAGUAUGAGUUUGGAAGCGCUACCACCGAAUGCCACGACCGUGGCCAACAAGCUCAUCAACCAGUGCCAGAGUAUCUUGUCUCGCCUCAAGGAUCGCCACUCGCGAGAUCUGUUGCACGAGGUGACGCGAUUCAAUUCUGUCUUUGCUGAGAUUCACAGUCUGAUAACAGUUGCAGCUUGCCUGGUUUUCCUUGGAGCAAAUGGGGGCGCCACUUCCAAGCUCGCCGCCGAAAUGGUGGGACUCGAAGGUUCCACACUGCAUCCGUCGGUCAAGAGAGCACUGCAAAUAUUGGCAAGUAUGAAAAUGGCAUGCCCGAAUGGUCAUCAGGACAUUCACAAGUGUCUGUUUCUCCUUCCGGCGACAAUGCGGACCAUGUGA